ACAAUAUUAAGGAACCCGAAACAUAUAAAAAAGAGUUUUCUUUAUGAUUAUUCCAAACCUUGGCUCGGAACUAGUAUUAUACUUAGUGAAGGGACUAAGUGGCAGUCACAGCGAAAGAUAUUAACUCCUACAUUUCAUUUUAAUAUACUGCAACGAUUUGUUAAGAUUUUCGACAAAGAAAGCAAAAACAUGGUAAAGUCCUUGAACAAUGCAAAAGGCGCAGUUGUAAAAGAUUUAACAUCAUUUAUUAGUGAAUACACGCUGAACGCAAUAUGUGAUAUCGAUGGCUGCAAAAAUUACAUAUCGCUCGAUACAGUAUUAAGUAUUUGUGUAGCGAUAUUGUGA
This is a messenger RNA of Acromyrmex echinatior (Panamanian leafcutter ant), 345 nucleotides long. Its product is annotated as cytochrome P450 4C1-like. The record is from RefSeq and is a predicted model, not a curated record. NCBI's taxonomy places the organism in Eukaryota, Metazoa, Arthropoda, Insecta, Hymenoptera, Formicidae. Gene Ontology annotation, molecular function: heme binding; oxidoreductase activity, acting on paired donors, with incorporation or reduction of molecular oxygen; iron ion binding.